This is a messenger RNA of Medioppia subpectinata, 396 nucleotides long. The record is from the annotation of a GenBank genome assembly. Lineage: Eukaryota; Metazoa; Arthropoda; Arachnida; Sarcoptiformes; Oppiidae.
GUGAGACUUGUUUGAGAGACAUGUGUUGUGUGUUUGAAAUGAGACCACAAAUCGUGUGAUUCAUUAACAGUUGGUUUACCUCUUUGGAUGACAAUGAGUGACACAAUCGACCAUAAAAAGAGUGACAAACUCUUGGAGCGAAAGAAGCGAAAGGUUUUACUGAAAGAGAAAAAGUCGCGAAUAAUUGUGAGAAACCUAUCGUUUAAAGCGAAUGAAGAGACCAUUAAAUCGGCGUUCAGUCGUUUCGGACAAAUCCGUGAAAUAAAUAUACCGAAGAAUUCGGACGGAAAGAUGAAAGGCUUUUGUUUCGUCGGUUUCGAUGCCAUUAAAAGCGCUCUCAAAGCCAUCAAAGAGAUGAAUGCGAAGCCAUUGAUGGGUCGGACGGUUGCCGUCGAC